Molecule: messenger RNA, 969 nt
Organism: Ailuropoda melanoleuca (giant panda)
Lineage: Eukaryota; Metazoa; Chordata; Mammalia; Carnivora; Ursidae
Gene: CCL26
Product: C-C motif chemokine ligand 26
Exons: 4
Coding region: 93-473 (126 amino acids)
Biological process (GO): positive regulation of cell migration; eosinophil chemotaxis; inflammatory response
Cellular component (GO): extracellular region
Molecular function (GO): chemokine activity; CCR chemokine receptor binding
Source: RefSeq, a predicted model, not a curated record
AUUUGCUGGAGCAGCUCACAGAACUCAGGAAAACUGGAUUUAUUCACUAGAUUACCAAUUUAUCCUGAAGGAUACAACCCAGGAACAGCUCCAUGGGAGAGAUGCAGAGGGGACAACUUAGCCCUAUUAAAGGAGGUCAGGUGGAGUCAGGAGGAAUGUGGGAGAAAGCUGUGAAGGGCCCAGCUUGCAGCACCAUGAAGAGCUUUCCCAUCGGCUUUCUUGUUCUCUUGAUCUUCAUCCUGAAUGUCCAUCGUGGAAUUGCCACACGUGGCAGUGAUGUGGCCAAGUUUUGCUGCUUCCAAUAUAGCCACAAGAUCCUUCCCUGGAAGUGGGUGCAUUCCUAUAAAUUCACCAGGAACAGCUGCUCCCAGCAGGCCGUGAUAUUCACUACCAAAAAAGGCCAUAAAGUCUGUGCACAACCAAAGGAAAAAUGGGUGCAAAGAUACAUCUCUUUACUCACAGAACAGCAGUAAUCGUUAACUGUUGAAUUUUAAGCCCAAGGACACCUGGACCCUGCUCUUGACCCUGCUGUCCUUUGCAGAACCCGGAGACUUUCUUCAGCAGAAGGCUCGCUGGGACUGAGGAAGAAGAGAACUUUUAAGAAAGAUGUCUCCAUUAAGAUUUGAUUUGCUCCUAAACAUUCUUAUUCAGUAAAAGCUGAGUCUUCACCAAAGCAAAGAAGCGGAGUCAAUAUUCUUGGCUGGUUCCCUGCCCUAACACUGGUGUGGAAUUCUUCCUUAUGUUCUUGUACCAAAAAAAAAAAAAGCAAGGGAGAGUUUAAUAUAUUUUGGCAAAAUGCCCAUCAAAUGUUUUCACAUUAUUUAGAGAGGUAAGUUUAUGUGACUUGGAAAAUUAAAUUCUGUGCAACCCCUCAUGGCCUGUUGGUGUUGGGUGAAUAAAAUGCCCUCUGUAUCCGGAGGUGCGGUGUCUCUGUUUUCUCAUAAGUGGUCAAUCAAUAAACAUAAAUAC